AUGGCGUUCGAAUUCCUCCCUUUCCUGUCUGCCGUAUUUGGCUGGAUCUACUUCCUCUGCUGGUCCGGGUCCUUUUAUCCGCAGCCUCUUCUUAACUUCACAAGAAAAACCACGGCUGGCACGACAGUCGACUUUCCUCUCAUCAAUUGCCUCGGCUUUCUGGCAUACCUCGUCUCUAACUCCUGCCUCUACUAUUCUCCCGUCGUCCGCUCCCAGUACGCCGCACGCAACCAUGGCCUUACCCCGACCGUCGCCUUCAACGAUAUCACCUUCGCCGCUCACGCCCUUCUCCUCUCCUGCAUCACAACCAGCCAGUAUCUUCCAAGUCUCUGGGGGUUCUCCCCUGCCGCGGGCACCAAGCCCAGCCGCUUCAUCACGGGCAUCGCAUUUGGUUGCGUCGUGGGCGUUAUCCUCGUCGCAUUCAUCGUCGCCGGGGCCCCUAGCGACGGUGACCCGCGGACGAGCUGGUGUGCUCUCGAUGUGGUGUAUGCCAUCUCUUACGUCAAGCUGGUUAUCACGUUGAUCAAGUAUACCCCGCAAGUCAUCACCAACUACAGAAACAAGUCGACCAAGGGUUGGUCGAUUUGGCAGAUUCUGCUUGACUUCUCUGGUGGCCUGUUGUCCUGCGCCCAGCAGGCCAUCGACUCGUAUUUGCAGGGCGACUGGUCCGGCAUCACUGGUAACCCCGUCAAGUUCGCCCUGGGCAACGUGUCCAUGGUUUACGACCUAGUUUUCAUGACUCAACACUAUAUACUGUACCGCGGCUCAGAUGGUAAGGCCGAGGAGAGGGAUUCCCUUCUUCGUGCAGACGAUGAAGAACACCAACGACUAGACUAG
Molecule: messenger RNA, 837 nt
Organism: Colletotrichum chrysophilum
Lineage: Eukaryota; Fungi; Ascomycota; Sordariomycetes; Glomerellales; Glomerellaceae
Exons: 2
Coding region: 1-837 (278 amino acids)
Biological process (GO): L-cystine transport
Cellular component (GO): vacuolar membrane; fungal-type vacuole
Molecular function (GO): L-cystine transmembrane transporter activity
Source: RefSeq, a predicted model, not a curated record